AUGCAGAGCACGUAUUCGGGGAAAAGCAACCGCACAUUGGAAGAAGACAUCAAUGUUCAGGUACACUCUCUUGUCAAGUUGAUCCGGCGGAAGUAUCUUUGGACUGAAUCCCAUCCCCGCCACGUUGAUUUCGCCAGGCUUAGUCAGUUCUUCACCAUGGACGUCAUCACAAAGAUCGCCUACGGUAAAGCGUUCGGGUAUCUACGGGACGACGAAGAUAAGUUUGACUAUCUCCGGACCAUUGAGCGUGUGGUCCCAUUUGUGGCUUUCUGUACCAGCUUUCCAGCUCUCUCGCGCCUCUUCGAUUCGACCUGGGCACAUCGAGUCGCGGAAGCGGUGGUAGAUGAACGGUAUGGUGAGCUAUCCGUGACCAAAUCUGACAUGCUCGGGUCUUUUGUACAGCGACGUCUUCCUAGACGUCAGAUGCAAGCUGAGGUACUAUUUCAAAUCACCGCCGGAUCUGAGACGACGGCGACUGCUCUCCGGGCCACUUUGUUGCAUCUUAUCACCAAACCGAAGUAUCUAGAGAUGUUACGCGGCGAAAUUUAUUCCGCGAUUGGGGCCCAUCUAAUUUCAUGCCCUAUCAGUGAUGCGGACGUCAAAAGACUCCCGUUCCUGCAAGCCUGUGUGAAAGAAGGCUUGCGAAUUCAUCUUCCUUUCACUGGUCUCUUGAUGAAAGAAGUCCCACCACAAGGAGACGUCAUCCACGGAGUAUCUGUACAUGCACGAUUAUAUAUAAACCAGUUCGCCAUUCAAGUUCCAUACGCAUGCUUGGACCCAUUGACAUUCGGCAUGAUGGCAUUGAAUUUAUUAUCGCUCGUUCUUUUUAUGAAGGUUGGUUUUCUUGCAGCCGCUCAGCUUCCAGUGUUUAUAGUGAACAACGCCUCCGGAAAUGACACCAUCAAUGCAUACGUCACUGGAUUAGACUUGAACAACGAAUUGGUUCUGCUAAAACCUGAUGGUUCUUGGUAUUACCCAGAUCCUGCAGUACAAUCUUCAAUUCCAAAAUCGAUCGCGGAGGACUUUGCGAUCCGUGUCGGUGGAAAGGGGACUACGACCGCGAUAAACCUCACAAGCGAUCUUCUCGCCGGGCGCAUAUGGAUUUCUAUCAACUCUCUGGCAUUUUUUACCGUCCUUGAUGUAGGUGGUGUUGUCAGACUGGUGGAACCUUCGGUCACUGAUUCGUCAGACCCAAACGCUUCUGUAAAAUGGGGAUUCAUCGAGUUUACCUACUCGAAACGAGACGGCGUAUUCGCUAAUAUCAGUUACGUGGAUUUUAUUUGUCUUUCACUUGGAAUAUCGCUCUCCUCCGCAAAUGGUCUUUAG
Talaromyces rugulosus is the source of this 1326-nucleotide messenger RNA. RefSeq lists its product as uncharacterized. The coding region runs from base 1 to 1326 and encodes 441 amino acids. Gene Ontology annotation, molecular function: oxidoreductase activity, acting on paired donors, with incorporation or reduction of molecular oxygen; heme binding; monooxygenase activity. The record is from RefSeq and is a predicted model, not a curated record. Lineage: Eukaryota; Fungi; Ascomycota; Eurotiomycetes; Eurotiales; Trichocomaceae. The transcript has 5 exons.